Molecule: messenger RNA, 4350 nt
Organism: Anneissia japonica
Lineage: Eukaryota; Metazoa; Echinodermata; Crinoidea; Comatulida; Comatulidae
Product: zinc finger protein 62 homolog
Exons: 3
Coding region: 147-2474 (775 amino acids)
Source: RefSeq, a predicted model, not a curated record
CUUAGAUUUGAGAAAUACUGAGUAAGCAUGCUAGGGCUAUUAUUGAUAACGCCACCUAUGUUUGAGGAUCUACAAAAAAUUGGUUGUGUUUCUCCUCCUAACUGCGAACAAAGACAAGGUUGAAGAAUAAAAAGGAAAGGAGAACAAUGGAUAGCGAAAGUGAAUCCGACUGUGAUGAGUUCAGCUUCACCUGUGACAAAUGCUCAUUUGUGACUAAAGAUCUACAAGAGAUUAAAAAACAUACUCGGGAACACAAGAAAUUAGCUAAGAACCCUGUUGAAACUAUCAAUUCACAUGAAAAGAGCGCAGCUAGAAACAAGACUGGAAGUCGAAAGAUAAGAACAAAACAGGACAAACGGAAAGAACGCGAUAAUGAAGUUGUGCAAAUUCCUGAUGAGGUACUUAAUAAAUCAACUGAUCAACAGAAUAAUGACACAAUAAAUCUUGAUGAUUCAAGCAAGAGCGAUACUCAUCAAAUUGCAGAAGAAAUUGAUGUUAAUUUGCUUGAUUCAAACAUAACAUCUGGCUUUGAUGUUUCUAAGGAAAAAAUUGAUGCAACUUUGUUGCAUCAUGAGCCAAUGUUAUUUUUCGAUGGUGAGAAUGUUGGUGAGAGUGAAGGAUCCAACUCUGUUGAAGGUGAAGAGAUAAAGGUAAAACCUGUUGCUAAAUCAGUUAAGCAAUAUCAUCCAAGAUCUCGGAAUAAGAAGAAGCUUUCAAAAGGGGAGAAAGAUAAUUGUCUUUUGUAUUCAGAAGUGGUUGAUGAAAUUGAAAGCUCUGAAGAGAUCGACAAACAAAGUGAAAAUUCAGAUAAGCUGUACUUCACAUGUGCUAAGUGUUCAUUUACGGCAAACACAAGCCAACUUCUUAAGAGGCAUGAACGUAUUCAUGAGCAUGCAAAAGUACCAGUGGAUACUGUGACAUGUGAUGAGUGUGAAAUGGACUUUAAAUUAAAGCGAGACUUAAUAGUUCAUCAGUUUGAGAUACACAACAAACAAGUCCCACAAUCUUACCGAUAUUUAGUAGACCCCAGCAAAUGUAAGAUUCUUCCCGAUCGUUACAAAUGCUCUUACAAUUCCUGCGAAUUCUCUUGUAAAUUUCUCUACAUGUUGGAUAAUCACAAAGCAAAUAACCAUCGGAAACUAAAACCAAAGUCUAAGCCACCACGAAGGUAUAAACAGGCGAGCACCGAGGUUAAAGAGGAUCGGUACUCUUGCCCGACCUGCGGAUUCGUUUGCAAGUUUAAGAAAUCAUUGCAGAAGCACACCCAAGAAGCGCACAAAAAAUCUAAGGCGCCUAAGAUUGGAGGAAGAGGCUCGGUGCCUGGACGGCAUUGUGAAUACUGUAACAAGUACAUUAUUGGCAGCACAAAUCACUACCUUCGACAUAUGUGUAUUCACACAGGCGAGAAGCCAUUUUCUUGUGAUGAUUGUGGCAAAUGUUACACAGAGAAGGCGAGUUUAAACCAGCAUAAGCUGACGCACGGUGAAGCGAGUGAUUAUCUCUGUGAGGAUUGUGGGAAGGCUUUCAAACGUGCAAUUAAUCUGCGUAUGCAUAAGCGUAUCCAUCUGAAAACCAAGCCACACGAAUGCUCAUUGUGCGAUUACAAAUGUCGGAGGCGAGACUCUCUGGGUCUGCAUAUGAAGCGCAAGCACCUGAAAGAGAAGCGAUUUUUAUGUGACCAUUGUGGAAAGCCAUUUUUCAGUGACCAAGAACGUAACCAACACCUCAAACGGAAGCAUUUACCACGGCCAAUGCCGUUUAUUUGUCCACUCUGUGAGGAACCAUUUAAAUUUGAGUAUAAUAUGCGUGCCCACAUGAAGACACACCCGAACUACAAACCUAAUAAGUGUUCAUAUUGUGAUUUUGAAACACGUACCAAAGCUGCAUUAAAAGACCAUGUUAAGAAACAUACAGGUGAGAAGACCAAAUCAUGUGACCUCUGUGAUUAUGUUACUUCAACAUGUAGCAAUCUGUAUAAACACCGAAAGCGUACUCACGGCAUCAACAGCAUUCGUCCGGUUGUGAAGCUAAAUGACGAUUGUACUACUGUAGUAAUUGAUGUAACUGACCAGGCCUCAAGCACGGGCGAUGCCAGUAGGCCUGUUACAUCAAGAGCUAAUAAAUACACUAGUAAUGUUAUCUCCCAAGCUUUAGCAGAAGCUCGUAUAGCCCAGGCUGAUGUAUAUGACAAUGUUGUCCAAACGUGUCCACCACAGGUGACACGAUCCACCCCAGUGCAAAUGCUACCUCAGAAUCUUGUCUCUUCCAUUGUACCGUUGACUCCGGGUACAACUUUUUCUCUCGGUACCAACCUUCCAAUCAUUCCUAGCACGAGCGUCCCGGUCUCAAUGAAUUCCAUGUUUCCUGAUAACAUUGUGUCUGCUGGGAUGACAGCUAAUCUUGUUGUUGCCACUCCGCCUAUUCCAACUGCAAGUUACUACACCAAUCUUAUGACUUACCACAAUUUACAGUGACUCCGUCCCAACCAAAUUUGGACAUCAAUUUAUGUAACUUUUCGUGAUUUUUGUUGUAUGAUAUACCUAGUGGUAGCGCCAGCAGUGGAUCAGAGGGAAAGUUACCAGGACAAGCAUAGUCCUGUUGUCGUCCCUGCCACAGAAAAGUUAAAAAUAUUAAAUCCAACAAACUUAUUGUGGUCUAAAAGCACACUUUUGGGCUAUUUUAAACCAUAAAUUUCUGUCCAAGAACUCCACCAGGGAUUUUAUUUCCGAGACCCUGACCUAGAGCCCUUGGUUCAGACUACUAUAAGUUUUUGCAGCUCUGUUGGUAAGUUUGUGGAACAGCACUAUACAGCAGAUGUAUAUACCAUAUUUGCUAAUAUUGGUAUUCCUUGGCUUAAAACAUAAUCAAUAAUUACUGUUUUGAUAUUUAUAAAAUGAAGCUAGAAUUAGCCGACAUCGUUAUUAUAUAUGAACAUUGAAAUAAUGAGAAGUUUAAGGAAUAAGGCUAUGUUCACACACACUAGCUAACGGUUAGAAGGAUCCAGAUAAAUGGUUUGGCGCAGCGUGGAAGGUUUGGUUUCCCAACCAUGAGGUCUGGGUUUCAUUCCCUUGCUGUGCAUUUCGCUUGUGUCCUUGAGCAAGGAUCUGCAUUGCUUCUCUCCACCCAGAGUAUAAAUGGGUACCUGGUGGGGGUUACUUGCUCCUGCGCUGAUUACAGCAGCAACACAUAAGCAUGUGGAUCCAAUGACCAGAAAUGAUUCGUAUCUGCAAAGUAAGGCGGUAUAUAAAUUAUAUGAAUAUGAAUGAAUGUUCAUAGUUAAUGCAAGAAAAUCCCAGAUCAAAAUAUCAAGAUGAUGAUGGGAUCACUAGACAAUAGGAAACUGGAAAUGCGUAGGUGAUUAGUUAAUGAUAGAAAGGCGCUCAACUUGCUAAUCAACAGGGCUCGCUAACCGUUAGCGUAUCCAGUUCCUGGUAACAGGUGCUAAGGGUUGGCUCCAGAUACUAGUGCUCUAGUGUGAACCUAACUGAAUCUAAUAAAUGUGCUCUAUACAUGUGCAAUAUCGGAUCAUUCUCUCUGCUAAAUAUGAAACUGUUUUAAUCUUAUAACUUGUUCACACUAUCAAAUUUUAUGCGAUAAGUGAUUUGAGCAAUUCACUCAAAUUUGAAAAGUAAAGCUUCUUUUCCACUAGGUGAAUUUUUUUGCAUGAAUCAAAAAUAUUGGUUCAUACACAUUCACCUUCUACCGGAUUUUUUAGCUUUCAGUAGCUUGAACUGUUUCUACUUUUUGCAAAGCAAUGUACAACCAAUCGGAGCUACUCAGGAAGUGAGCCAACGCUUUUGAUUCGCAGGAAUAAAUUUGCGUUGUGGAAAACAGGCUUUAAACUUGAUAGUAUGGACAGAGCUUAGUGUAUUUAGAAUAUUUUUUUUUAUUGUAAUUGUUAACAUAUUGCUUCAUAUCAUGAUAAUGUUGCACAUUUUAAUUGUAUUACUGCACUGUACUCUAUCAUGUUAGAAACAAUCAUACUAUACGCUUGAAUAAAAGAUGAGAUGUCUUUUAGUACUGUAAUAAAUGUUGUGCGCAUUCUUGAUCCAAUUUCACUUCAUAAAAUUCCAAUACUCUACUGUACGUUAAAUUAAAGAUAAAUAAUACCAUGGAAAACUUUUUAAAAAAAACUUAAUUACUUUAUAUUGGCCAAACAAAAAAGAUUAAUGGUUAAAAUUUAACUAUAAUAACCUUCUCGUACACACCCAUUGCAUCCGCCUAGAUAAAGGUCUGUCGUAUUUUGGUAUUUAUUGAAAACGAACACACUACACAACACACACUGAAAUAGCCAUUGUAUACUUUUAUUUAUUGGUAUUUUAAUCUAACAAAAACAUUCAAACAAAUGUA